Alternaria burnsii is the source of this 4350-nucleotide messenger RNA. Its product is annotated as glycosyl hydrolase. Bases 1 to 4350 code for a protein of 1449 amino acids. NCBI's taxonomy places the organism in Eukaryota, Fungi, Ascomycota, Dothideomycetes, Pleosporales, Pleosporaceae. Gene Ontology annotation, biological process: DNA-templated transcription; carbohydrate metabolic process. The record is from RefSeq and is a predicted model, not a curated record. Gene Ontology annotation, molecular function: carbohydrate binding; hydrolase activity, hydrolyzing O-glycosyl compounds; DNA binding. The transcript is spliced from 4 exons.
AUGUUCGCGUCUAAAGACAACCGCCUUGUCUACACAUACGAUGCCGAGCAACUAUGGAUCGAGCCUUGGGGUCAAAACGCAGUUCGCGUUCGCGCCACCAAGAUGCAUACCAUGCCGCAGGAAGACUGGGCACUCCUACAACAGCCCAACAUCACUGCCAAAAUUGACAUUGCCAGCAACGACGAGUCAGCUACCUUGACGAACGGCCUUGUCAAAGCAACCAUUACCAAGCGAGGCAAGAUCACAAUAUCAAACACCAGCGGCAAAGCCCUCUUGGAAGAAUAUGCCCGUCACCGCCGCGACAUCAUCGAUCCCAAAUGCAGCGCUCUAGAAGUCGAGGCCCGGGAGUUCAAACCUAUCCUGGGUGGCGACUAUCACCUCACUGCUCGGUUCGAGAGCCUUGAUCCCAAGGAGAAAAUAUACGGCAUGGGUCAAUACCAGCAACCUUAUCUUGAUAUCAAGGGCACCCAACUGGAGCUGGCGCACCGAAACUCCCAGGCUAGCGUACCUUUUGCUGUUUCUUCGCUCGGAUACGGCCUCUUGUGGAAUAAUCCAUCCAUUGGCAAUGUGGUAUUCGGAAAGAACGUCAUGAGUUUUGAGGCUUCAUCGACCAAGGUCCUGGACUACUGGGUUGUGGCUGGUGAUACACCUGCGCAGAUUGUUGAGUCGUAUGCUGAUGCAACUGGAAAGGUACCCAUGAUGCCAGAAUACGGUCUCGGUUUCUGGCAAUGCAAACUCCGCUACCAAACCCAAGAAGAGCUCCUUCAAGUUGCACGAGAGUACCGGAAACGAAACCUCCCAAUCGACCUUAUUGUGAUAGACUUCUUCCAUUGGCCCAUGCAGGGGGACUGGAAAUUCGACGAAAAGUACUGGCCUGACCCUGAAGCCAUGGUCAAAGAACUGGAGGAACUUAAAAUUGAGCUCAUGGUAUCCAUCUGGCCAACCGUAGACCGACGAUCAGAAAAUCACGAGGAGAUGGUAGAAAAAGGCUUGCUCAUUCGAACUGAACGUGGUGUGCGCACAGCCAUGACUUUCCAGGGUCAAACAAUUCAUUUCGAUCCGACAAACCCUGCGGCACGGGACUAUGUGUGGAAAAAAGCGAAGCAGAAUUACUACAAGAAAGGUAUCAAAGUAUUUUGGUUGGACGAGGCAGAGCCAGAAUAUCGACAUUAUGACUUCGAUCUCUACCGCUACCAUCUGGGUCCAAAUGUAGCGAUUGGUAAUAUCUACCCCCGAGAAUACUCCCGCGCAUUCUAUGAGGGUAUGGAGAAGGAAGGCCAAAAGAACAUUGUCAACUUGGUUCGAUGUGCAUGGGCUGGUAGCCAGCGGUACGGUGCCCUCGUUUGGAGUGGCGACAUCUCAUCAUCAUGGUCGAGCUUCCGUAACCAGCUCGCUGCAGGACUCAAUAUGGGUCUGUCUGGUGUGCCGUGGUGGACAACGGACAUAGGAGGUUUCCACGGCGGGAAUCCAGAUGACGAAGCGUUUCGCGAGCUUUUUGUCCGGUGGUUCCAAUGGGGUACGUUCUGUCCGGUGAUGCGAUUACAUGGGGAUCGAGAACCACGGCAGCCCAAGACCAAGGAUAGCCCGUCUUGCCGUAGUGGUGCGGACAACGAGGUGUGGUCGUACGGCCCAGCUGUAUACGAGAUCUGCAAGAAGUAUAUGGGUGUUCGCGAAAAUUUACGUGAGUACACACGGAGACUUAUGGAGGAGGCUCAUAAGAAGGGAUCGCCAGUCAUGAGAGCUCUUUUCUACGAGUUUCCAGAAGAUGGCAAGUGUUGGGAGGUCGAGGAACAGUACAUGUAUGGGGAUAAGUAUUUGGUCUGCCCGAUUCUGGCUAAGAGUCAGGUCAAGACAAAGGUUUAUCUGCCAUCUCUGCCUAGUGGACAGAAGUGGAAGGACUUUUGGGGUGAGCAAACUUGGAAUGGUGGAAAGGAUAUUGAGGUGGACAGUCCGUUAGAGGUCAUGCCAGUGUUCCAGCGGUACCCGCCACUCCGCGCCGCACGAAAUAGGACGGUUGCUCCUGGCACAAAUGAUUCAAUAAACACCUUCAAUAGUAGCAGUCUAGAACCCGAUGAUACCAAUCGCGCAAGCAACGGCGAGCUCAUGAUAACCAACUUCAAUGAUGCAAUACCAGAGUCCUCUUUGAGCGCGUGGACGUGGAGCACUAGCGUCAAUACCAUGGUCAGCCCUGACGCAUUUGGCCUGCCUGGCUUGAGUCUGUCAGACACCAAUUGGCUUUCGCCUGGCCCGAUCGACUUAGAUGCGCUGCUUGCAAACAUUGGAGAAAAUGCUCAUGGUAAUGCGGAGCAAUGGUCCUGUUCUAUCGCUACCACAACGCCGUCAGCUCCAGCGAUUCCUACAGUCCAGCCCUCGCCGCAUCUAAACACGACUGACUUCAACACGGAAAAUGCACCAAGAGAAGUCACCUUGGAAAGAUCUGCAUCAAUCUCGGAAAACAGAUAUUACGUUGACGGAACUGGUGCCAGGGCCCCAUUUGGUGGCAAAGGCCAACAUUCAAUCUGCUCAGAGGAAACCAUAGAUUUGGAAGAAGAGGAAGCCAAUGUUGCUAUUACGCCAGUUCAAACCUUGAACAGAUCCUCCCUUUGUCCGUUGGCAGCAUACCAAUCUCUGAUAGAAGGCAUCGCUACUGAAAGUCGCAAGUCCCUCAUCGAAGUAAACCCGUCGAGCUUACCUACGCAUGAACAAGUGGCCGUGUCCGUUCGUCAAUACUUCGAAUGCUUCCAUCCCAUUUUCCCAUUCUUGAGGCGGUCUUCUUUCGCCCUCGAUGCUUCUAAGAGCUGGCUCUUAUUGCUCGCCGUCUCGGUCGUCGGCUCGAGAUACUUGCAGCUAUCACAGCAUGUACGACUGAGUGAACAACUUUUCGACCUACUAGGCGCAAUCCUUACGCGUUGCAAGUAUGGUAUAGAAUUGCAGGUUGCACUAGGUGACAAGGACGUCGAUUACGUACCUAGCUGUCCAGCUCAGUUUGACAUCAUCCCUAGUAUAUCUGUCCUACAGGCCGGUAUCCUGAACAUCGCUUGCAUGCUUCACUCUGGCAGAAAGGCUCUCAUUGAACGCGCCUUGGUAGAACGACACUAUUUAGUCGAAGCUUGCCACUCACUUCAAUUGCUCGUCCAGUCGAAGAGACCUUACAACUUCAAAACGACAACUAAUUUUGACCACGAUGAUCUUCAUGUUGAAUGGCAGGUGAAAGAGUCGAAAAUCCGCACUGGGAUGAUGAUAUGGACUGUUGAUACUCUGUUCGUUUACGAGUUUCAAGCCAAACCUCUGCUUCGAAUUGAAGACAUCGCUACAGCUCUGCCAUGUCAUGAAGACGUAUGGGAGCAUCCAGCCUUGAUCCAACAAAACCCAAAAAGUAAUCCUGAUAUUACGCUUACAGAGGCCUUGGAGAUGAUGUAUGUUGAGAAGCGGCUACCAACUGGCCUCGGAGAGUUUAGCAUGGGAUUGCUUGUCACUACCAUCUACCGACACACUGUCGAUAUUUUGGCUAGGGAUAGAAUCCAACUCAACUCGUGGACACCAACAUCCAUACCACAACGACGUAACGUCAUGUCACCCGUACAGCAAGAUUGGUUACCGACAACGCGGUUGGCAACUAAGUGGCGCAACAGCGCUUGCGAUUGCUUAGAUGUUCUACACUGGCCUGCGAAUAGCAAGGUCGCUCGCCACUCGGGUUUCGAGCACCACACUAUUCUCCAGCUGCAUCUAGCUCGUCUAAUCAUUCUGGCUCCGACUAGCGCUAUACAAAAGUUUGCUUCGGGCUCUGCGUCAAUAGCAAACAUCCAGAGCGAUAGGGAGAGCCAGUCAUCUGCUACAGCUCGUAUUCAAGUUCUACAGUGGGUCAUUCGAGAUCACUGCAAAGCCAGACUUUGCUUGGUACACUGUGGAGCUCUGUUCUGGCACAUCCGCAGGUACAGCUGUAGCAGUCUCCUCGAGCCAUAUGCAGUCUAUAUUGCGACUCUCGUACUCUGGGCCUUUUGUAUCUGCAUGCAACUUCCUGAAGCCGUCGAAGCUAUCGCCUCCGAAUCUGACGAAGAGCCAGAGCCAUCAUUCCUCCACCUUGAUCGGCCAUUAGACGAUGAGCUAGUCCAAACAUAUGUGCGGAUGGGGCAUAAGAUGUCGGCUUACAUCGCCAAUGUCGGCAGCCUUGAACAUGAAGCAGCCCCGAUGCGUAUUGCAAGAGAAGGAAUAUCUUUGUUAGCCAAAGACACUGAGCAUGCGUCAGGUUCCGACUACAGUUCUCCAUCAGUUGCCAAAGAUGUAUGUUAUACGUGGGGCAUCGAAAGGUCUUAUAUAAGCCUACUGCAUCUUCUCGCAAAGGCGCAAUGA